AUGCUUUCUCCUCUUCCUGACGAGAUCAUCUCCGAAAUUCUCUCUCCAGCGCUAAGAGUUGACGACGACAUUUUCACGCAGUCUACCUCCGGCUCAGCGCCAUUCGCCCGUUUCUCCGAGUCCACCUCUGCAUGCCUGCUCGUCUGCAAGUCAUGGCUUAGAGUCGCCACACCACUACUAUACAAUGUCGUUGUAAUACGCUCAAAGGCGCAGGCCAAAGCACUGGCGACCGUGCUUGCCAAAAACGCUCAACUGGGUACCUUCAUUCGAAAACUUCGGGUGGAAGGAGGGUACGGUGCCCCAAUGCAGACAAUACUCCUUCGUUCUCCCAACAUUUCUGACCUAUUUCUUUGUUUCAACAUCUUUGGGACGGACAACACGGACGGUCUAUGCAAGGGUCUUGCGCAUAUCAGUCCCAUCAAGCUCAUUCUAGACGACGGCGGUCAACGUCAGAACAAGCAUACGAUCAAGCUAACCAAUGCCCUCGUGAACGCCAUCCCGAGGUGGGAGCGCUUGGCAUGUCUUGACCUUACCUACGUCGUUUUGCCCGAUGAGGAUGACGAGCCCUCCGAUCUUCUAACCGACCGCAUCUUGAGUGUCUCGAAACCCAUCAUGGACUGUCAACGACUUACGAAACUGGUCGUUGCUGAGCUUGAUUCGGUCGAGGAGGUCUACACUCACUUCAAGGCAUGUCCGCUGAAGGUCGUCAGAGUCAAAGAGCAUCUUAGGCGAUCCCCCUUCAACAAAUAUGUUCUUAACAUUGAAGCCAUCCUCACGGCCGACGAUGUUAGUCUCCAGUUAGAGUAUGAAGCGGAAUCUGGCUUCACCCGUUUCCGCAAUGCCGAUCCACCUGAAAUUGUCCCCUCCCUGGAUCCAUUCUUUGUACCCAUGGCAGGCGUGUCUCUCGAUGUUCAAGAGCACGUUUGGACAAAUGUGUUGCAGUUGGUCUUGUCCAAUAACAGGAUGACAAACGAGGCUACGGACCUCCAGCUGCUGACGGUUUGCAAAAUGUUCUUGCGCUGUGGAAGACCAUUCUUAUAUGAAGAUAUUACUCUCAGAAGGCGGCGCGCCCUCUGUCAGCUCGGCGCGACAUUGUCCUCGAAUGCUGAAUACGGACAACAUAUCCGGAGUAUAACAUUCUCAAUCUUCACCUACAGUUUUGAUGAAGGUGUCAUCCUUUCCUCCGAAAUUUCUGUCGCUCUUCGCGCAAUCAUGGACAGUGCAACUUCCAUUGUCCGCCUAGUCACCACAUCGUCACUGUCCAAUCCUGACGACUACAGCGGGGCGGUGAAAAUUGGCCCUGCCUCCUUCUCAUGGGACGAUGUUGUGUCUCUUUCCUCGGUUGCUGGGGCGACCCUCCGCGAGUUGGUACUGGAAGUGGAUCGCUUUUAUGGGAGGAAGCUUGUCCGAGGAGUCGAUACCGUGUUUGCGGCAUUCCUGGAGCUUCGUAGCCUCGGCUUGACGGUUGAUUCCGAGCUGGCCUUCAACCAGAUAGCAAUCGAUAAGAGUCUUAUUACCCUCCCCAAACUGGAGCAUUUGACGCUUGGAGGAGCAUCUUCCAGCCUUAUGAUCGUCUUAGGAAAGCUAUCGUUCCCUUCUCUCAGGAGUCUUGCCAUCACGGCCAAACUCCCGGGAAAUGCGGGGCUUCAUGCGAGCGCAUGCGGUUAUCCUCACAAUCGCUUCCAACGUCCCUGCAUUCUGGAACUUUGCCCCAAGCUUACAGAGCUGACAGUCGCAUAUGGCCGUCGUGAUACCGAAGAGCUGAAUUCGAGUCUCGACUUUUUCAAACCGACCCGCCCAAAUGAAAGUUUAACCAAGAUGAGUUUCGCUCUUCCCAAUAAACAUGUUUCGCCCACCUGGGAGCAUUUCUUUGCCGGCUUUGCAUCUGGCGUAAUUCCCCACAUCAAGACUUUGGGCGAGAUCACUCUCAGCUACCCAGUCGAGUGGCCGACGACCGAGCGCGAGAUCAACAAAAGUACGUGGGCCCGCAUCGCCAACAAUCUACUGGCUGCCGGCGUCCAAGUUUCCGACCGACGUGGAACGAAGUGGCGAUCAAGAUUGUCGACGGGCGCAAAACAGAGCCGGCCCAGGAAAAGAAAAGCCCCGGCACAAGAAACUGACGAUGAAGACUAA
Messenger RNA from Mycena indigotica, 2133 nucleotides. Its product is annotated as HEME-HALOPEROXIDASE domain-containing protein. Lineage: Eukaryota; Fungi; Basidiomycota; Agaricomycetes; Agaricales; Mycenaceae. The record is from RefSeq and is a predicted model, not a curated record. The transcript has 9 exons. The coding region runs from base 1 to 2133 and encodes 710 amino acids.